UCUUGCAUAGAUCUCCUGUAUGUCCCCCUCAAGCUGGGUCCAUGGCCUUUUUACUUAAAGAAGACGAGAAAUGAGAUUCCAUAAUAUGUAAAAUUUUUGAACAAAUGGUACGGUGAUCAUUAUUGGCAGGAUUACUAUGUUUCUACUUGAUGCCUAAGGCUAAUCUCAAUGGGAAUUUCAUCAGAAGUUUCAUGAGCAUUAAAUAGCAUUGCCACAUCAGUAAUUUUGCUGACUUACAAUGUCAUUACGAAGAGAGAUGAGACAGAGUUUUAUGAGACGAGAGAGGAGUUUCACCUCCUCCGGCACAGUUACUAAAUUUUUUAGUCUUGCUGGUAACCUUGUUAGAGAUAUGGCACUCAAUGAUUUGCCAAUAUCAUUGGUUGCUUCUUUUUUAGGUAGCUGCUACUUGAUAUUGGUAACGUGGACGUAAAGCUUGAGCACUAGAUUUCGUUCUUGUGUCCAGAAAAUAUGUAACUGAUUCUACUAUUUGUUGGGGACAUCCUGAAAUGUCGUCAUAGGAUAUGCAUUCUAGAGGCCAUAGUGCACUUGCAUGAUGGCAUUGAGCACAAUAAAUGAUAAGUAAAACAAUGAUAAGCAUUCUAGUAAGUUCUCUUGCACAAGCACAAGCAGCCCAAGCUGCCAACAGACCACCACAUCUCAAGUUGGAUUGGAUCAUCAAUAGACGCCGAACUCAACACCCUCAGACACCCUCUCGUGUAUAAAUAGCUAGGCCUAUUCGGAUUGCUUCACAACAAAUUCAGAACGCCAUACUGCUAGCUCCAUUGAAACUAUGGGUCUUUUGCACGUCCCCAGUAGUAGUAGGACUAAAAGUUUUUACCACCUUUUGCUGUUUCAUGUGCACCCGUUCUGGAUCCAACUCUCGUACUUCCUCUUCGUCUCCCUCUUCGGUUUCUUGAUGCUAAAAGCCCUGCCCAUGAAAACCAGCGCAGUGCCAACGCCCUCGGGCCUGGACCUGAUCUUCACGUCUGUGUCCGCGACUACAGUGUCGAGCAUGGUCGCCGUCGAGAUGGAAUCCUUCUCCAACUCCCAGCUCCUUCUCAUGACCCUACUGAUGCUCCUCGGCGGCGAGGUGUUCACGAGCAUGCUUGGCCUCCACUUCACCUACACCAAGCUCAAGCUCAAGAAGAGAGAAGAACAAUCUCAUGAUCACGAGGUCAUCAAUGGGCCGCCGCCGGCGACUAGCUUAGAGCUCGCUCCCAUGGGAGCUCCCCCAGCUGCCGUCACACUAGAUCAAAUGGAGACAGGGUUCAUCAAGAACCAACGUGACUUCACAUCCAUUGCCAGGUUGCUAAUGUUCAUCGUGCUGGGCUACCUCGUGGUGGUGCACCUCGCCGGCUACACGCUCGUGCUAGUCUACCUUUGCGCCGUCGCCGGCGCGAGGGAGGUGCUCAUCGGCAAGAAGAUCAACCCGAGCACCUUCUCCAUCUUCACCGUCGUCUCGACGUUCGCCAACUGCGGCUUCGUGCCAACGAACGAGGGGAUGGUGUCCUUCAAGUCCUUCCCGGGCAUGCUCCUCCUCGUCAUGCCGCACGUCCUCCUCGGGAACACGCUCUUCCCCGUCUUCCUCAGGCUAUCCAUCAGAGCGCUCGAGAGGGUCACAGGGAGGCCAGAACUCGGCGAGCUGCUGGUGAGCGGAGGACCGGCCGCCGUCGCUUCCGCCAUUGGGUACGGCCACCUGCUGCCGGGCGCGCGCACGCGGUUCCUGGCGCUCACGGUGGCGGCGUUCCUGGCGGUGCAGCUGGUGCUCUUCUGCGCCAUGGAGUGGGGCUCCGACGGGCUGCGGGGGCUCGGCGCGUUCCAGAAGCUCGUGGCGGCGCUGUUCAUGUCGGUCAACUCGCGGCACUCCGGCGAGAUGGUCGUCGACCUCGGCGCCGUGUCGUCCGCCGUCGUCGUGCUCUAUGUUGUUAUGAUGUAUCUACCCCCUUACACCACAUUUUUGCCGGUGGCAGUGGAAGAUCACCACGAGCAAAAAAGGGAGGAGAAAAGCAAGACCACCAGCAGCAGAAGCGUGUGGCAGCAGAAGCUGCUCAUGUCGCCGCUCUCGUGCCUCGCCAUCUUCAUCGUCGUCAUCUGCAUCACCGAGCGGCGGCAGAUCGCCGACGACCCUAUCAACUUCAGCGUCCUCAACAUCGUCGUCGAGGUCAUCAGUGCCUAUGGCAACGUGGGGUUCAGCACCGGGUACAGCUGCGCUGGGCAAGUGAAGCCCAACGGCAGCUGCAGGGACGCGUGGAUCAGCUUGUCCGGCAAGUGGAGCAGGGAAGGGAAGCUCGCGCUCAUGGUAGUCAUGUUCUAUGGCAGGCUCAAGAGCUUCAGCCUGCAUGGGGGUCAGGUAUGGAAGCUAGGCUAACGGUUUUAAUUAGAGUUUUUUAAGGUGCACAAUACUACCAUAUACUACUGUCCGAAAAUGACUCUUUAAUUAAAACUAGAUCGAUGCCUAUGUGUUGUUACAGACUUUGAGUGUUUAACUUUUAUUAUAUGGAAUAUUUAUAAUGACAUAUACCAAUAGCAUACACUUAA
Molecule: messenger RNA, 2538 nt
Organism: Panicum virgatum (switchgrass)
Lineage: Eukaryota; Viridiplantae; Streptophyta; Magnoliopsida; Poales; Poaceae
Product: cation transporter HKT8-like
Exons: 3
Coding region: 791-2368 (525 amino acids)
Biological process (GO): monoatomic cation transport; transmembrane transport
Cellular component (GO): plasma membrane
Molecular function (GO): monoatomic cation transmembrane transporter activity
Source: RefSeq, a predicted model, not a curated record